AUGGGAGCUACAGGAGUACUUGCUACACACUGUGUUAUCUUGUGCUUCCUUCAUAAGGAAGCACUGAGUUCAGAACAAUUCACAGUGACUGGCUUACAGAGGCCAGUCCUGGCCUCAUUGGGUGGAAAUGUUGACCUGAGUUGUCAGUUGUCUCCACCACAACAAGCACAACAUAUGGAGAUUCGUUGGUUUCGGAAUCGCUAUACAGAGCCUGUGCACCUGUACAGGAAUGGUAAAGACCUGCAUGGGGAAACUAUCUCCAAGUAUGUGGAGCGGACUGAACUUCUGAAAGAUGCCAUUGGAGAGGGGAAAGUGACCCUCAGGAUCUUUAAACUGACAGCUGAUGAUGAUGGGUCAUACCACUGUGUUUUCAAAGUUGGGGAGUUUUAUGAAGAGCAUAUCACAGAGGUCAAGGUCACAGCCACAAGUUCAGAUAUCCAGAUUCUCAUGCAUCCCCCUAAUAUCAAAGGUGUAAUGUUGGAGUGUCAUUCAGGAGGUUGGUUCCCACAGCCUCAUAUGGAAUGGAGAGACAGCAAGGGAAAGGUCAUUCCAGCUGCAUCGAAAUCCCAUUCACAGGAUGAAAACAAAUUGUUCAACAUGACAAUGACCCUUCUUAUUGAAGCCAGCUCUUACAGGAAUGUCACUUGCUAUCUUCAAAACCGUCUAACUCACCAAGAAGAAAACAUAAGCAUUGUUCUAUCAGGUAAAUCUUGUGUUAGUUCUUCUGUAACAAUCAUUGUCACAUAUACUUAUUAUUAG
This is a messenger RNA of Rattus norvegicus (Norway rat), 759 nucleotides long. It is a transcript of the gene Skint2, whose product is annotated as selection and upkeep of intraepithelial T cells 2. Gene Ontology annotation, biological process: regulation of leukocyte cell-cell adhesion; regulation of T cell activation. Lineage: Eukaryota; Metazoa; Chordata; Mammalia; Rodentia; Muridae. The record is from RefSeq and is a predicted model, not a curated record. Gene Ontology annotation, cellular component: membrane.